AUGGUUACAGAUACAAGGCCGUCCCUGACAACCAGCUUGCUUGGCGUAAUCAUCGAAUUGGAAACCGACAUUUUCUAUUUCUACUACAACUGCAACUAUAUGAACAAUAUCUGCGACAACGUCAAUAUCUUCCUGAACUCCUCCCGCGGCAAUGUCGAGAUGGAAGACCUUAUCUUCACCACAAAAGGCCCGACAGCUGGCACCGUACUCAUUGAAUAG
Messenger RNA from Colletotrichum godetiae, 219 nucleotides. RefSeq lists its product as uncharacterized. The transcript is spliced from 2 exons. NCBI's taxonomy places the organism in Eukaryota, Fungi, Ascomycota, Sordariomycetes, Glomerellales, Glomerellaceae. The coding region runs from base 1 to 219 and encodes 72 amino acids. The record is from RefSeq and is a predicted model, not a curated record.